Molecule: messenger RNA, 7221 nt
Organism: Saimiri boliviensis boliviensis (Bolivian squirrel monkey)
Lineage: Eukaryota; Metazoa; Chordata; Mammalia; Primates; Cebidae
Gene: DSTYK
Product: dual serine/threonine and tyrosine protein kinase
Biological process (GO): positive regulation of fibroblast growth factor receptor signaling pathway; positive regulation of ERK1 and ERK2 cascade; negative regulation of apoptotic process
Cellular component (GO): cytoplasm
Molecular function (GO): protein kinase activity; ATP binding
Source: RefSeq, a predicted model, not a curated record
UGCGGGUUGGUUUGUUUGCAACAGCAGUGACGGAGGUUGGGAGUCAGUCCGACUGCAGGCGGGGGUGUCUGGAGGCGGAUUCCUCCUCCUUUCGGCACUGGGGGGCGGGGAGGAGGGACGCCGGGCCAGCGGCCUGGGACCAAGCCGCGAAGAUAGAGCGGGUCGAGGAGAUGGAGGGCGACGGGGUGCCGUGGAGGAGCGAGCCUGUCUCGGGUCCCGGCCCCGGCGGCGGCGGAAUGAUCCGGGAGCUGUGCCGGGGCUUCGGCCGCUACCGCCGCUACCUGGGACGGCUGCGGCAGAACCUGCGCGAUACCCAGAAGUUCUUCCGCGACAUCAAGUGCUCCCACAACCACACUUGUCCCUCCUCCCCCACGGGCGGCGGCGGGGCCGAGCGCGGCCCUGCCGGCGAUGUCGCCGAAACCGGGCUGCAGGCGGGCCAGCUGAGCUGCAUUUCCUUCCCGCCUAAUGAAGAGAAGUACCUCCAGCAGAUUGUGGACUGCCUCCCUUGCAUACUGAUCCUCGGCCAGGAUUGUAAUGUCAAGCGCCAGCUGUUGAACCUGCUGUUGGGAGUGCAGGUGCUUCCCACCACCAAGCUGGGCAGUGAGGAGAGCUGUAAGCUUCGGCGCCUCCGCUUCACCUAUGGGACUCAGACUCGGGUCAGCCUGGCGCUCCCUGGACAGUAUGAACUAGUGCAUACGCUGGUUGCUCACCAGGGCAACUGGGAGACCAUCCCUGAGGAGGAUCUGGAAGUCCAAGAGGACAAUGAGGAUGCUGCUCAUGUUUUAGCAGAACUGGAGGUAACGAUGCACCAUGCUCUCUUAAAGGAAGUGGACAUUGUGGUAGCACCAUGCCAAGGCCUCCGGCCCACAGUGGAUGUUCUGGGUGACCUGGUGAAUGAUUUCUUGCCUGUGAUAACCUAUGCACUCCACAAAGAUGAACUUUCUGAGAGGGAUGAGCAAGAGCUUCAGGAAAUCCGAAAGUAUUUCUCCUUUCCUGUAUUCUUUUUCAAAGUGCCAAAACUGGGCUCAGAGAUAAUAGACUCCUCAACCAGGAGAACGGAGAAUGAAAGAUCACCGCUUUAUCACCAGCUAAUUGACCUGGGCUAUCUGAGCAGCAGUCACUGGAACUGUGGGGCUCCUGGCCAGGAUACUAAAGCUCAGAGCAUGUUGGUGGAACAAAGUGAAAAGCUGAGACACUUGAGCACAUUUUCUCACCAGGUGUUACAGACUCGCCUGGUGGAUGCAGCCAAGGCCCUGAACCUGGUGCAUUGCCACUGCCUUGACAUCUUUAUUAACCAGGCAUUUGACAUGCAGCGGGAUCUGCAGAUCACUCCCAAACGUCUAGAAUAUACUCGAAAAAAGGAGAAUGAAUUGUAUGAAUCACUGAUGAAUAUUGCCAACCGAAAGCAGGAGGAAAUGAAGGAUAUGAUUGUUGAGACACUUAAUACCAUGAAGGAGGAACUUCUGGAUGACGCUACUAACAUGGAGUUUAAAGACGUCAUUGUCCCUGAGAAUGGAGAACCAGUAGGCACCAGAGAGAUCAAAUGCUGUAUCCGACAGAUCCAGGAACUCAUCAUCUCCCGACUUAAUCAGGCAGUGGCUAAUAAGCUGAUCAGCUCAGUGGAUUACCUGAGGGAGAGCUUUGUUGGAACCCUGGAACGAUGUCUGCAGAGCCUGGAGAAGUCUCAGGAUGUCUCAGUUCACAUCACCAGUAAUUAUCUCAAACAGAUCUUAAAUGCUGCCUAUCAUGUUGAAGUCACAUUUCACUCAGGGUCAUCUGUUACAAGGAUGCUGUGGGAGCAAAUCAAGCAGAUCAUCCAGCGUAUCACAUGGGUGAGCCCACCUGCCAUCACUCUGGAAUGGAAAAGGAAGGUGGCCCAGGAAGCCAUCGAGAGCCUCAGCGCCUCCAAAUUGGCCAAGAGCAUUUGCAGCCAAUUCCGGACUCGGCUUAACAGUUCCCACGAGGCUUUUGCAGCCUCCUUGCGGCAGCUAGAAGCUGGCCACUCAGGCCGGUUAGAGAAAACUGAAGAUCUAUGGCUGAAGGUUCGGAAAGAUCAUGCCCCCCGCCUGGCCCGCCUUUCUCUGGAAAGCCGUUCUUUACAGGAUGUCUUGCUUCAUCGUAAACCUAAACUGGGACAGGAACUGGGCCGGGGCCAGUAUGGUGUGGUGUACCUGUGCGACAACUGGGGAGGACACUUCCCUUGUGCCCUCAAAUCAGUUGUCCCUCCAGAUGAGAAGCACUGGAAUGAUCUGGCUUUGGAGUUUCACUACAUGAGGUCUCUGCCGAAGCAUGAGCGAUUGGUGGAUCUCCAUGGCUCAGUCAUCGACUACAACUAUGGUGGUGGCUCCAGCAUUGCUGUGCUUCUCAUUAUGGAGCGGCUCCACCGGGACCUCUACACAGGGCUAAAGGCUGGGCUGACCCUGGAGACACGGUUGCAGAUAGCACUAGAUGUGGUGGAGGGAAUCCGCUUCCUGCACAGCCAGGGACUUGUCCAUCGUGAUAUCAAACUGAAAAAUGUGCUGCUGGACAAGCAGAACCGUGCCAAGAUCACUGACUUAGGAUUCUGCAAGCCAGAGGCCAUGAUGUCAGGCAGCAUUGUGGGGACACCGAUCCAUAUGGCCCCUGAACUUUUCACAGGGAAGUACGAUAAUUCCGUGGAUGUCUACGCUUUUGGAAUUCUUUUCUGGUAUAUCUGCUCAGGCUCUGUCAAGCUCCCUGAGGCAUUUGAGAGGUGUGCUAGCAAAGACCAUCUCUGGAACAAUGUGCGGAGGGGGGCUCGCCCAGAACGUCUUCCUGUGUUUGAUGAGGAGUGCUGGCAGUUGAUGGAAGCCUGCUGGGAUGGCGACCCCUUGAAGAGGCCUCUCUUGGGCAUUGUCCAGCCUAUGCUCCAGGGCAUCAUGGACAGACUCUGCAAAUCCAAUUCUGAGCAGCCAAACAGAGGACUAGAUGAUUCUACUUGAAAGCAAAGACCUUUCUCUUUCACUUUCUCUUUCUUUCCUUCCCCCUCACCUUUUGGCCAUGGGGAGAAUUUGACAUUUAUUCACUAUAGGACACACUCCCAAGGGAACUGGUGCUUGCUGGGAAACUUGAAACCUUCCCAGGCAGGGAUGACUCCUGGACAGUGAAGAUUUGGAUGACUGAGCACAUUCAGCAGCUCACUGAAGCCCCAAGCUAUCCCUUUAGCAAAAAAGUAUCUAAGAUGUGUAAAAGCCGAGGAAUGUGAUGUUCUGGCCUCACAAAGGAAAAGGAGGCAGAUGUUACCAUGGUCUAUUCACUGUCUGUGCUUCUAAGACAACAAGCGGGACACUGCAGUGGCAGUAGUGUUUCAAAAGUCUCAUUCUCAUGAUUUGUGGCUCUAGCUAGGAAUAGUUUAGUCAGGACUCAGAAAAUUUGAGCUUAGUUCUGGGAUUAUGAAAACGUAGGGAUAAAAACAAUAACUUGUGGAUGUCUGGAUUCUGCUGCCCGCAGCCAGGGAUCUCAGGUUGCCAUGGUCAGAAGCCCCAGUGAGGGAGCUAGAAACAGAGCUAUCUGUUCCUCAUACUGCCAGUGUGUUUACAUUUAUAGGACCACAUAUCCCUGGUUUCUGGGGGAGGGUUUCACUGUUACAUCACCAAGACGCCCUGAAAAGAGAGAGAGAGAAAACCAGGAGCGGUGGCUCAUGCCUGUAAUCCCGUCACUUUGGGAGGCUGAGGUGGGCAGAUCAAGAGAUCAGUAGUUCAAGGCCAGCCUGGCCAAUAUGGUGAAACUCCGUCUCUACUAAAGAUACAAAAACUAGCCGGGCAGGGUGGUGGGUGCCUGUAGUGCCAGGUACUCAGGAGACUGAGGCAGGAGAAUCGCUUGAACCUGGGAGGCAGAGGUUGCAGUGACCCAAGAUCAUGCCAUUGCACUCCAGCCUGGGCAACAGGGUAAGACUCCGUCUCAAAAAAAAAAAGGGUGUGCCUAUGUGUUUGUGUAUAUGUAUAUGCACAUGUAUGUGUUUAUAUGUCUAUAUAUAUAUAGACACACACACAGAAGUUACUGGAUUUGGAGUUACUGCUAACCCCAGAACAGAAUCUGUCCUUUUACCUUUGGGUCUUUUUUUUUUGUUUACCUCUUUUCAUCUCAAAGUGGGAAAGCUCCAGAUAACAUGGUACUUAGGAGUGAGUGUCUGAGUAAAACCAACCCAAUGAGAAGUAUUUGGGUGAGACCUGAGAGGUGGGAGAUGAUUGGAGGCCAUGGCCUGCGUACAAACAUACUGGAAGAAAACCAGCUUGUUUUCAAAACUUAACACAAUCAGAAACUUUUUGUGUUUGAAUCUAACACACUGACGUUUUAAAAACUUGAUUAAUGAGCUUUUUAACCAAGGUUUCUCCUGCAAUUUGUUCCUUCUUUUUACCUUAUUUUAAAUAUGAUCUGUUAGAAGAAAAGAACCAGAAGCAAGAGAAAAGCCCUUCUCUAGUAGUUCUUUGUGCGUGCACCUCACCCCUGUGUGCCAGUGUCUGGGAAGCUUCCCUGAAAGGUGGGAGGCAGGUUGGUGGUCUUUUGGAGAGUUCCUCAUGAAGUGUGCUUGAGGAGAGAAAUUCUGAUUCUAGGCAGAGGAAGAGGAACAAUUUAAAUACUGGUGCAUUUCAGAUGCACUUCACUUCAAGCCUUCCUCAGCCAAACUGGUUCAUUAAAUUCAGAAAAACAGGUAGACAAAGGAGUAGACAGUGGAAGUGAGUAGCCUCCCUCCAUCUGCCUAAUCCCUAAUAACUGUGGUCUGGCCCCUACGUCCAGUCGCAGAGUUUGUAAAACAGGUCCCUGGGUGGGUAUAUAGGAUGAGUUGCAAAUUAGCCAGGCAUGAUGGCACAUGCCUGUAGUCCCAGCUACUUGGGAAUCUGAGGCAGGAGAAUCACUUGAACCUGGGAGGUGGAGAUUGUAGUGAGCCGAGAUCACGCCACUGCACUCUAGGAUUGUCUGUGACAGAAUGACCAUCUUUUAAAUAUUAAUGGAGUAUAAAUGGGAUCUUUCAUAGAACUUUUAACUCUUUGGCUAUCCUGGGCUUGGAUCAUAUGUUUGAGCAUAGUAGCUCCCUAAGCUCUUGCAGCCUUUCAGAAACCCCAGGUAGUGCUAAUAACCUUUUUACCUGCAAAUGAUAAAGUAACUGGCCUAGUGUCUUUGGGCUCUAUAGGCUUUAGCCUUGUUUUGGUAGGAUGUUCAGUAUAUUCUUAGAAUUCUGACCACCUAUUUAGCGAUACUUAAAGCACUCUAUUCUCAGCACUAACUCGCUGUCCUUCUGGGAAUGAUGGUGGGGCUUCCAGGAAGUCAGGUGUCAAGAAAGGAGGGGUAAGUACUCUCCACUUGCUGGAAAAUCAUUGUAAGUCUGUUGUGUAUGAAAUUUUAGGAAAAGUCUUAUAUAGUUCCCUUUCCAGACUGUCUUCUUUUGACUCAAGCUAAGUCUGUGCUUCCAUUCUGAAAGUCACAUUCCUAGCAUUCUUUGGAAGUCUUAGCUCAUACUCCCAUUCACAUAUGGGAGGUUAGAUGUGUUUUCCCUUACCCGGUGUCCCUUUUCAGUUUACCCCAUGGCUUAGUCUGCUAUCAGAUACCAGUUCUCUAGCAGAUUCUCCAAUAGUUUUUUUCCCCAAUGGGGAGGGUGGAAGGGAGGGACUCAUGUAAAUAAGGAGAUGAGUAGUUGUGUUACAGUUCAUUUUCUUAUUAAAAAAAAGUAUUUUGAGAAGAGGUGCAAAAUAUUCUUGAAAGUCCCUAGGCCAGCCAAAGUCUACAUAUGGAUGUUUGGGGAUGUUAUUUAAAUACUCAGCAGGCUGAGUGCAGGUAUGCGUGUGUAUAGCGUGUGAAUACUUUGCUUUUGUUUUGUCAGCUAAUCUUGGCUUCUUUGUUCCUUGGCAUCCAUUCUUAUGAGUGAUGGGAUGCCAUGAAAUGUACUGUAUUGUUAUUACUUGGGCAGACACUAGGUUUUCAAAGAAGUCUGGCAGCACUUGGGCUAUAGAGGGCUCGGCAUGACCAAAGUCAAAGGUUUUACCUCCCACCUUUGGCUGUACAUGUUCCCAAGUGGUGAGGUGAGACUGUGGCUGGAGGAGGAGAAAGGAUGGCAUGAAAGAAUGACCCUUACUGUGUUCUGUCCUUCUAAUCAACAUAAUUAGGGCAGUUUACCCCAGCUUGAAAAUGAUGACCUGGCCAUAUUUAAUGGCCACAGCUUGAAGUCUGGUCACUCAUUUCACUACAGAACUGAGUGAGGGGCCUUCCUGCAGAGCAGUCAGGAGAAAUCAUGGAGCCUGGGGCCCUGGAAUGGCUGACCCUGUGCCUUGAGAGCAGAUGGCAAGGGCAGUCUGGCACGGCUCAUUUGGGUGGGGUUUCCACAGGCAUACCUUAAUUCCUUGAUCCUCUGCAAAGAGUAGCUCACUGGUUGAGCAAGCCCUUCGCAGGAGGACUGUGCUGGUUGUUCCAGACCAAAGAGAGUCACUUUUGACUCCAUCUACUUCAAGGGGACAGAGCCUAGGCAGCAGCUUCUCCUAAUUUUUAACACUAAAAUUCAAAGAAGCAGUAGAGGAAAGAAUGCAUUGCUACCACAGAUAGAAAUAGGGGACUUGUAGAGCUUUCAGCUAGUAACCGUCAGCUCUCAAAUGCAUUUUUGUGUCUCUGCUUGAGCUGCCAAAGAAGGGUCACAAAGCGUUCUUCCUGAUGGAAGAAGUGCCUCGGGGUUGCAGGGCUGCAAAGCGACAACUGCACUGAAUGACACUUUACUUUUUGUCUUUGGCUUAUUAGGUAGCACUGGGAGGCCCAGGAGAAUUGGUGAUUACAGUAGCACUUUGGGAAUUAAGGCCUCCUUUGGCUUUGCUUUGGAGAGAUGAUGAUAUGCUUGGUUUUCCAUUUGGAUAAUCAGGAAACCUCCCUAGUCCAUCCAUAUUGCAUCAAAGUGGGAUUACAACCCUGGAAGAGUCCACUGCCAGAAGAGUAGUUGCUUUCCUUGAGUUUCCAAAGCUUUUAGAUUUUCUGGAUCAAGUAACCCACUUUUUAAAACCAGAGAUCAGGAGUUCGAGACCAGCCUGGCCAACAUGGUGAGACCCCAUCUCUAUUAAAAAUACAAAAAAUUAGCCAGGCGUGGUGGUGGGCACCUGUAGUCCCAGCUACUUGGGAAGCUGAGACAGGAGAAUUGCUUGAACCCAGGAGGCGGAGGCUGCAGUGAGCCAAGAUUGCACCCCUGCACUCACAGCCUGGGCAGCAGAGUAAGACUCCGUCUCAAAA